ACAAGUGCGACCGGGGGCCGGGUCAGACCAUCAGAUUAGCCCCAUUUUCGUGCAUUCAGCUGAUGAACCUGUGGCCCUUGAGAUGGAUGAGAGUUCCACCCAACCUAAUUACCUCGAUCGAACACACAGCCUCUUUCUUGAUCCCUGACGCGAUGCUGCGGUCAAGAUAAGCUGCCUAAAGCUACUUACUACGAAUCUGGCUGCCAUCAGCGACAGUCCAUCCUCGACAUCGCCGCGAUCAGCUCCUCACCUUUACUCGCCCUCAAAGUCCGCGCCCUCGCCAAAUCAAGGCUACAGGCGCGCCUCAUUAUUGCAAAAUCCCCUCAUCGUACGCCCUAUCUUGACCUCACAAACAUGUGUCUUGUCAAAGUCCGGCAGGAAGAAGACGUAGUUGUCCCCUACCGCGUUGCCUCUCCUCGUCGCACAUCGCGCCACUAUUCACGCACUCAGAUAGUGGAGGAGGACCACCGCCGGCCCAUCCCCUCACCCCGCACAAGCUAUCAUUCCACGCAUGUUAGCACUGUUAUCCCAUCACCUCGACCAAAUCCUAUCCCUGCCCCUCAGCCGGUGCCUGUCUUCAUAAAUCAGCCGCCCACGCCACCACCGCCGGCGAGCAGUGUGGGUAGACAUAGCACGCAAUACGUACAUGUAUCCCCGGCGAGCAGCGUGACGAGCCAUAGUCGCACACAUAGCGACUACUAUGUCAGCGAGCAUGAAUACAGGGUAGAGAGAGAGCGGCACCGGGAGAGGGAUCACAGCAGGGACCGGAGUAGACGGAGGAGCAGGAGUCGGAGUAGUGAUAGAUAUCACGAAAGGCCUGCGACAUAUAGGUACAUUGACAGCAGGCCGCUGCAUGACAACAGGGCAGAAUUCACCCGAACGCACUCAACGAGAUCUAGAAGUAGAAGUCGGGGCGCAUAUGACGAUGAUCGGGAUGGGAGGGCAUCGUCGUACGGAAGGGAGAAAGUCGUAAUAGUAGACGACAAUGGCAGAAGGAGGAGGGAGUAUUUGAGGUGAAAAUUGUCAUGUAGAUAUAAAACACAAUUUAAAUGAUGCGAUGCAUCCGUUGGGGGGACUUUUUGUUUUAUAUCAUAUGAAACGUACCC
Molecule: messenger RNA, 1106 nt
Organism: Pseudovirgaria hyperparasitica
Lineage: Eukaryota; Fungi; Ascomycota; Dothideomycetes; Acrospermales; Acrospermaceae
Exons: 1
Source: RefSeq, a predicted model, not a curated record